AUGGCGUUCCAGUUUCUUGGAUACGAUGCGGAAAUGGCCCAAGGAGCAAGGAGUUUUGUAGCAGAACGCGCUCUACUAAGAGAAGUGGACAGCCCCUUUGAUUUGGACGAGGGCCAAUUUAAAAGGUUAUACCGGCUGACCCCAAAUCUUGUUUAUGAAAUCAUAGACAAAAUUGGCAGUCGUCUUGAAAGAAAAUAUGUAUCAGCAUUAUCGGCUGAAAAAAGGGAAUUCAUCGAUUUUCAGGUGCUUGCAGCGCUUCGUUUUUAUGCGACCGGCUGCUACCAACGGCCAGUGGGAGAGCAAUGGGGACUCUCAAUGAGUCAGUCUUCCAUUAGUCGUUCAAUUCAUAGGGUAACUGAUGCCCUAAAUGAAACUAUGUUUAUGGAAAACGUACGUUACCCGAUGACGGUAGUUGAACGACAGGUUGCUCGAAGUAAUUUUUCAGCAGCGCGUGAGCCCCUUGAUGGCGCUAUUGGUGCAAUUGAUUGCACGCACAUAGCAGUUAUCGGGCCAAACGAUCAUGAGGAGGCAUACGUUAAUCAUCACGGCUAUUACUCGAUAAACGUUCAAAUGCUUUUUAAGACAGUGGUUGUUUUUUUACAGGUGUGUGAUUCGAACCUCAAAAUUUUGAAUGUAAAUGCGAGAUUUCCCGGUGCACGUCAUGAUGCAUAUAUAUAUGGAAUGCAUCCGCUGUUCGGAGAGCAAUGA
This is a messenger RNA of Rhagoletis pomonella (apple maggot), 708 nucleotides long. Its product is annotated as putative nuclease HARBI1. NCBI's taxonomy places the organism in Eukaryota, Metazoa, Arthropoda, Insecta, Diptera, Tephritidae. The record is from RefSeq and is a predicted model, not a curated record. Bases 1 to 708 code for a protein of 235 amino acids. The transcript is spliced from 3 exons.